UGUGCCCUCUCUCCCACUCUGUCGCAGUCGACACUCCGGCGUCCCUGGACAACACUGCUGGGCUGGGUUGUUCCCUUGAAGGAGCGUCUCACUGUGUUGCCGCCCUCCUUAUCUCUGGUGACAGGCGCUCCGCUCUCCAGUUUCUCUCUGCUGGACCCGUCACCAUCCCAGCCCGGGCGAACUGAGGCGGCCGAUCGCAGGAUCCAGCAGGAGUCCACCACCUGGGCUCCGGUCACCAUUACGGAGCGAGUGAGUGUCCGCAGCCGGUUAACCGAUCACCGUCACGGAGCGAGUGAGUGUCCGCAGCCGGUUAACCGAUCACCGUCACGGAGCGAGUGAGUGUCCGCAGCCGGUUAACCGAUCACCGUCACGGAGCGAGUGAGUGUCCGCAGCCGGUUAACCGAUCACCGUCACGGAGCGAGUGAGUGUCCGCAGCCGGUUAACCGAUCACCGUCACGGAGCGAGUGAGUGUCCGCAGCCGGUUAACCGAUCUGAGUGUCCGCAGCCGGUUAACCGAUCACCGUCACGGAGCGAGUGAGUGUCCGCAGCCGGUUAACCGAUCACCGACACGGAGCGAGUGAGUGUCUGCAGCCGGUUAACCGAUCACCGUCACGGAGCGAGGAUGAAGCCCUUCCUGAUUGCGCUGCUGCUUUCUGCGUUAGUCGGAGGAAGCCAGGCCAGCGACUGUGGUACUCCACCAGACCUGGAGAAUGCGACCUACACUGCAUCAGGCUACGCAAUUGGGAACUGGGCGUUCUACACCUGUAAUAAAGGCUAUAUUCUGUAUGGGAGAAACAGGAUACUGUGCACAAAAAAUGGAUGGAACAAACCUUCUUUGUUUUGUCAGAAAAUAAAGUGUGACCAUCCACCGCCAAUCAACAAUGGCACGGUUACUGAGGGAGAGGAGUGGACGUACGGGGCCGAGGCAAGUUUUUCCUGCGACGAGGGCCAUACCUUGACUGGUCAAGAGACCAUUCACUGCACGGAUAUCGGGACCUGGAGUCACCCACCUCCAAACUGUACAGCCAGCGACUGUGGUCCUCCACCAGACAUGGAGAAUGGGAACUACACUGCAUCAGGCUACACAAUUGGGAACUGGGCAUUUUACACCUGUAAUAAAGGCUAUAUUCUGUAUGGGAGAAACAGGAUACUGUGCACAAAAAAUGGAUGGACCAAACCUUCUUUGUGUUGUCAGAAAAUAGAGUGUGACCAUCCACCAACAAUCAGCAAUGGCAGGGUUACUGAGGAAGAGGAAUGGACGUAUGGGGCCGAGGCGAUUUAUUCCUGUGACAAGGGAUAUACCUUGACUGGUCAAGAGACCAUUCACUGCACGGAUACCGGGGCCUGGAGUUACCCCCCUCCAAACUGUACAGCCAACGACUGUGGUCCUCCACCAGACCUGGAGAAUGCGACCUACACUGUAUCAGUCAACACAAUUGGGAACUGGGCGUUCUACACCUGUAAUAAAGGCUAUAUUCUGUAUGGGAGAAACAGGAUACGGUGCACAAAAAAUGGAUGGAGCAAACCUUCUUUGUUUUGUCUGAAAAUAGAGUGUGACCAUCCACCAACAAUCAGCAAUGGCAGGGUUACUGAGGAAGAGGAAUGGACGUAUGGGGCCGAGGCGAUUUAUUCCUGUGACAAGGGAUAUACCUUGACUGGUCAAGAGACCAUUCACUGCACGGAUACCGGGGCCUGGAGUUACCCCCUUCCAGUCUGUACAGCCAACGACUGUGGUACUCCACCAGACCUGGAGAAUGCGACCUACAUUGUAUCAGACAACACAAUUGGGAAAUGCGCAUUCUACACCUGUAAUAAAGGCUAUAUUCUGUAUGGGAGAAACAGGAUACGGUGCACAAAAAAUGGAUGGAGCAAACCUUCUUUCUGUUGUCAGAAAAUAAAUUGUGACCAACCACCGCCAAUCAACAAUGGCAGGGUGACUGAGGGAGUGGAGUGGCCGUACGGGGCCGAGGCGAGUUACUCCUGCAACGUGGGCCAUAUCUUGACUGGUCAAGAGACCAUUCACUGCACCGAUACCGGGGCCUGGAGUCACCCACCUCCAAUCUGUACAGCCAGCGACUGUGGUCCUCCACCAGACCUGGAGAAUGCGAACUGUGAUGCAUCAGGCUACACAAUUGGGAACUGGGCGUUCUACACCUGUAAUAAAGGCUAUAUUCUGCAUGGGAGAAACAGGAUACUGUGCACGAGAAAGGGAUGGUCCAAAACUACUAUGUCUUGUCAGAAAAUAGAGUGUGACCAUCCACCAACAAUCAACAAUGGCAGGGUUACUGAGGGAGAGGAGUGGACGUAUGGGGCCGAGGCGAAUUAUUCCUGUGACGAGGGCCAUACCUUGACUGGUCAAGAGACCAUUUACUGCACGGAUACCGGGACCUGGAGUCACCCCCCUCCAGUCUGUACAGGCACCUUGGUCGUAUACAAUGCAGCAUUCCAGAAGACUGUAGCACUAAUGGGAUUUCUUGUUGGAUUCAUCAUAGGCGUGGCCACUGUCCUCAUCAUCGCUGCCAUCAUUAAGCAAUGUGCGAAGCAGGGAUCCUAUAGAGUAACAUUGAAUGAUGAAGAAGCAGACUCACUGAAAUAGCUAACAGUACAUUAGUGAUGAACUCCCACCCAUGGGAACAUUCCUGUCCUUGGCUCACCAGGUCUGGGUGACAAUUUAGGAAACCAAAGAACAAAUCUGGUAUUGCAUCCUCCAGCAGUUUUCUGCCUAUAAAUGUGAAACAGUUGUACUUGGUUUACUAAAAAUAAAUUGCAAAUAGGAAUAUUUUAAGGAAAUUUCAAAUCUUGUUCCAAUGGCAUAUUGUAAUGGACAUAAUGGGCAAAUGGUCUCCCCCGCACAGUAAUCAUUCCAGAAUUCCAGUCUUGAUCACUCGUUCAACUGUCUAACUCUGGACACUCAAUAUCAAUCUUCACCAUCAGCCUAUGAUCUUUGGCCUGAUCGCUCCUUACCUUUUCAGCUCACUUAUUUAAUUUUUAAACUCAUAGAUUUGUAACAAUGAAGUUUUAUUGCUUAUCUCAUUUCUUUUGGUAGUUAUUUGUGAAUUCUAAGUUGGUCAUGAUGGCAGAGCGGACAAAGAGCCGCAUAGCCUAAUUUGCUCCUGGGCCUUAAGGAAUUUUCUAAAGCCAAAUUUCUUUACUUGAACAGCUGGAACGUGAGAGUUGGCUGUACUUGCUGAGGAGAAGUCGAGUAAAGGUUCACCAGACUGGUUUCUGAGAUACUGCAUGUGUCCAGUGUGGAAUUGACUGGCAGGAGAGUGGGAGGGAAUCUCACUGGAACAUUAGAUACUUGUUGACGUUCCCCUCGUUGAGGAUUCUGAAACUAGAGGUCACAGUCUCAAACUGAAGAAUUGGCCAUUCAGGGCUGAGAUGAGGAAACAUUUCUUCUAUUUUUACUUAAGGUUUCCAGCAUCUUGCCUUUGAGACCCUUCUGCAUGGUUGACCACUCCUUAACUCAGGGGCGAGUCAGAAUCCUGGGCUGAUGAUGGUGAGGAGUUUGGUGACUGUAUAGCAAAGGAUAUCAGUGGUAGGUGGAUACAUUGUCCCCUACAGGAGAUGAUAGCUGCCUGGUACUCAUGUGACGCAGAAGUUGUUUCCUGUUUGUCAUCUGAUGGCUGCUUAUUCUCAAAUAAUUCUAUCUCCUUUGCAUUGCAGAGAGAUAGGAACAGACAAUUUAGAAAAGGGUUUAAUUGGUUUAAGGGGAAUUAUAAGGCUAUCAGGCAGGAAAUUGGAUGCUUAAGUUGGGAACAGAUCUCCUCAGGGAAAAGUACGGAAGAAAUGUGGGAAAUGUUCAGGGAAUAUUUGUGUGGGGUUCUGCAUAGGUAUGUUCCAAUCAGACAGUGAAGUUAUGGUAGGGUACACGAACCUUGGUGUACAAAGGCUGUAAUAAAUCUAGUCAAGAAGAAAAGAAAUGAUUACCAAAGGUUCAGAGAAUUAGGUAAUGUUUGGGAUCUAGAAGAUUAUAAGGCUAACAGGAAGGAGCUUAAAAAGGAAAAUAGGAGAGCCAGAAGGGGCCAUGAGAAGGCCUUAGUGGGCAAGAUCAAGGAAAACCCCAAGGCAUCCUAGAAGUAUGUGAAGAGCAUGAGGAUAAAACAUGAAAGAAUAGGACCUAUCAAGUGUGACAGUGGGAAAGUGUGUAUGGAACAGGAGGAAAUAGCAGGGGUACUUAAUGAAUACUGUACUUCAGUAUUUAAUAUGGAAAAGGAUCUUUGUAGUGCAGACUGAAAAGCUUGAGCAUGUAGAUAUUAAGAAAGAUGAUGUGCUGGAUCUUUUGGAAAGAAUAAAGUUCAAUAAGUUGCCUGGACCAGAUGAGAUGUACCCCAGGCUACUGUGGGAGGCAAGGGAGGAGAUUGCUGAACCUCUGGCGAUGAACUUUGAAUCAUCAAUGGGGAUGGGAGAGGUUCCAGAGGAUUGGAGGGUUGCAGAUGUUGUUCCUUUAUUCAAGAAAGGGAGUAGAGAUAGCCCAGGAAAUUAUAGACCAGUGAGUCAGUGUUUGGUAAGUUGAUGGAGAAGAUCCUGAGAGGCAGUACUUAUGAACAUUUGGAGAGGUAUAAUAUGAUUAGGAGUAGUCAGCACGGCUUUGUAAAGAGCAGGUCAUGCCUUAGAAGCCUGAUUGAAUUUUUUGAGUGACUAAACACAUUGAUGAAGGAAGAGCUGUAGAUGUAGUGUAUAUGUAUCUCAGCAAGGCAUUUGAUAAGUUCCCCUCUGCAAGGCUUACUGAGAAAAUAAGGAGGCAUGGGAUCCAAGGGGACAUUGCUUUGUGGAUCCAGAACUGGCUUGCCCACAGAAGGCAAAGUGUGGUUGUAGACAGGUCAUAUUCUGCAUGGAGGUUGGUGAUCAGUGGUGUGCCUCAGGGAUCUGUUCUGGGACCCUUACUCUUCAUGAUUUUUAUAAAUGACCUGGAUGAGGAAGUGGAAGGAUGGGUUAGUAAGUUUACUGAUGACACAAAGGUUGGGGGUGUUGUGGAUAGUGUGGAGGGCUGUCAGAGGUUACAGCAGAACAUUGGUAGGAUGCAAAACUGGGCUGAGAAGUGGUAGAUGGAGUUCAACCCAGAUAAGUGUGAAGCGGUUCAUUUUGGUAGGUCAAAAAUGAUGGCAGAAUAUAGUAUUAAUUGUAAGACUCUUGGCUGCGUGGAGGAUCAGAGAGAUCUUGGGGUCUGAGUCCAUAGGACGCUCAAAGCAGCUGCAUAGGUUUUCUCUGUGGUUAAGAAGGUGUGCAGUGUAUUGGCCUUCAUUAAUCACGGAAUUGAAUUUAGGAGCCGAGAAAUAAUAUUGUAGCUAUCUAGGACCCUGGUCAGACCUCACUUGGAGUACUGUGCUCAAUUCUGGUCACCUCACUACAGGAAGGAUGUGGAAGCCAUAGAAAAGGUGCAGAGGAGAUCUACAAGGAUGUUGCCUGAAUUGGGGAGCAUGCCUUAUGAAAACAGGUUGAAAGUACUCGGCCUUUUCCCCUUAGAGCGAUGGAGGAUGAGAGGUGAGCUGAUAGAGGUGUAUAAGGUGAUGAGGAGUAUUGAUCGUGUGGAUAGUCAGAGGCAUUUUCCCGGGGCUGAAAUGGUUGCCACAAGAGGACACAGAUUUAAGGUGCUGGGAAGUAGGUACAGAGGUGAUGUCAGGGGUAAGUUUUUUACUCAGAGAGCAGUGAGCAGUGAGUGCAUUGAAUGGGCUGCCGGCAACGGUGGUGGAGGUGGAUACAAUAGGGUCUUUUAAGAGACUUUUGGAUAGGUUCACAGAGCUUGAAAAAAUAGAGGGCUAUGGGGAAGUCUAAUAAUUUCUAAGGUAGGGACAUGUUCGGCAGAACUUUGUGGGCCGAAGGGCCUGUAUUGUGCUGUAGGUUUUCUAUGUUUCUAUGUAUAGAUUUAUUAAUCAAAUGUUUUGCAUACAUUUCUGGUUGCCCUACUAUAGGAAGGAUGCUGACACUUUGGAAACGAUGCAGGAGAGGUUUACCAGUACGCUGUCUGGUUUAUGCUAUCAUGCAAUACUGGAUAAACUUGGGUUGUUUUCUCUGGAGUUGCAGAGGCUGAGAGGAGAUCUGAUAGAGAUUUACAAGAUUAUGAGAGACAGAGUUAGAGUAGACAGGGAGUAUAUUUUCCCAGUUUGAAGUGUCCAGUACCAGAAUAUAAGAAAGAGGAUUAGAAGUAGGCUCCCUGGCUCAUCAAUUCUGCUCUACCAUUCAAUAAGAUCAUGGCUGAUCUGGCUAUGGAUUCAUCUCCCCUUAACCCUUAAUAUACAUUGAAUGGGGGCUGGUUCAAAGGGGAUACGAGUGUUAGGUUUUUUACUCAGAGAAUGGUGCCUGGAAUGCCCUUCCAGGUAUGUUGGUAGAGGCAAAUACAUUUGAGGCUUUUAAGAGGCAUUUGAAUAGGCACUUGGAUGUCAGGAAGAUGGAGGGAUAUGGACAUGGUGAAGGUAGGAGGGAUUAGUGUUUGGGUGUUUUUGAUUUGCUUUUCAGCUGGGUCGGCACAGAUUGUGGGCCAAAUGGCCUGAAGUGUUCUAUUUUCUAUGUACAUAGAAACAUAUGGUAUUAUCCAAAGUCUUAGGCACAUGUAAAAAAAUUCUGCAAAGCGAAGGUGCUUUCAAAAAUAAUGAAAAGUUUCUAACAAUAAAAAAUUACUAUAAAGAGCAGCAAACAAUAAAAACGAGAUCAAAUCAAUAUCACGGGACAACAAAGAUUUUGUUUCCUGAAUACUUUUAGGUGUAUCUAAUGAAUUUUGGGCUACUGAUCAUGAAAAUCACCAUGAAAUUUCCCUAUCACUCACCCUUUUUUGAAAUCACUU
Hypanus sabinus (Atlantic stingray) is the source of this 6781-nucleotide messenger RNA. RefSeq names its product sushi, von Willebrand factor type A, EGF and pentraxin domain-containing protein 1-like. The transcript has 19 exons. Lineage: Eukaryota; Metazoa; Chordata; Chondrichthyes; Myliobatiformes; Dasyatidae. Bases 623 to 2596 code for a protein of 657 amino acids. The record is from RefSeq and is a predicted model, not a curated record.